Messenger RNA from Entelurus aequoreus (snake pipefish), 4922 nucleotides. RefSeq names its product integrin alpha FG-GAP repeat containing 1 (gene itfg1). Gene Ontology annotation, cellular component: plasma membrane. The record is from RefSeq and is a predicted model, not a curated record. Bases 94 to 2040 code for a protein of 648 amino acids. The transcript has 18 exons. NCBI's taxonomy places the organism in Eukaryota, Metazoa, Chordata, Actinopteri, Syngnathiformes, Syngnathidae.
CCGCUGUCAAACACUGGCAUUUACAUUAGCACGGUACUAACGUAAACACGGAAGUGGAAGUAUCUCAUUCAACGACACGCGUUCACGCGGUUAAUGUGCACACUUCGCUACAAACGGACGCGUAUAAAACACAAAAGGUCGUUUAAAAACACUUGCGUUGCUUUCAUAUACCCGGUUAACGUAAAAGACGUGUUGUUUCUUCAUGCCGUAAAGCGGUGUGCCGUAUUGCGGCGUGGUGUUGUUGUCAGUCGCCGCACCUGCUCCAGGAUGCGCUUCUUUAAGUGGGCCGUUUUGGCCUUUUUGCUGCCGUUUGUUGCCAAGUACGAAACCUUCGCCCUCCAGGAUGUGACGGCCGACCUUUUCGGUGCCAAAAACAACGGCACGCUGGCGGCGUUUGGGGACUUCAACGCCGACAAACAGACGGACAUCUUCAUCAUCAGGGAACAGUCUGAGCUGGUGAUCUUCCUGGCGGACUCCAAAGCACCGUACUUCAAGCCCAGGGUUAACAUCUCCAAAGGCGUUCUGCCAAGUGACACCGUCCUCACCAGCGUGGUCCCCGGCGACUAUGACGGGGAUUCCCAGAUGGACGUUCUCCUCACCUCGCAGAUGGGCCUGACGGACUCUUCGGUUUUCAUCUUUUGGGGCGACAACCAGACAUUAGACACGGCUGGUUGGCUCAGGCUGAACAAGACCUUCAAAGACCAGCCUCUCGUCAUGGACUUCAAUGGCGACAUGAUCCCAGACAUAUUCGGAGUCACAGACCAGGCCACCACAGAAUAUUGCUCCCUCGUCAACAGGAACGUGUUGUGUCAGAGAGCUCUGAGCUCAGACGUCAACAUGCGUGUCCCUCACGCCAACGCCUUCAUCGACCUCAACAAGGACUUGACCGCCGAUUUAUUCCUGACAACCGAGGGGCCCAAGUUUGAGACCUGGAUCAGCAAGAAUGGCAACUUCACCCGAGCAGAAGUUCUCCCUGCAGACCCUCCCGUCCCCAACGUGGGCCAGUCCUCCUUUGCGGAUUUCGAUGGUGACGGCUACCAGGACCACCUCGUCCCCGCCUGCUUGGACGAGGCCUGCCAACGCAGCGCCAUCUACCUGGCCAAGUCUGGCUCCAAAGAGUGGGUCUCCGUGCUGUCAGACUUCCAGCAGAGGGGAACGCUGUGGAGCUUCGUGCCAGGCAAGCCCGGCCAGCCUCUGGUCCUCCACCUGGGGGACUACAACCUGGACGGCUUCCCGGACGCUCUGGCGGUCCUGAGGAACACCAGCGGCAGUGGCCAGCAGGCGUUCCUCCUAGAGAAUGUUCCGUGCACGUCUGCCAGCUGCCAGAGUGUGGGCAGGAUGUUCCACAUCCACUGGGACCAGUCAGACCUGGGCAACAUCCCCAACGCCAUCAUGGCCACCUUCUUUGACAUCUACGAGGACGGUAUAUUGGACAUGCUGGUGGUGAGUCAAGCAGAGGCCAGGAGAGACUUGACGAUCCACGCUUUGAAGAACAACUAUGAAGCUGACGCCUACUUUGUGAAAGUGAUGGUGCUCAGCGGCCUUUGUUCCAACGCCUGCCCAGGUAACAUCAAGCCGCUGGGAGUGAACCAGCCAGGUCCGUACGUCAUGUACACCACAGUGGACUCCAACGGCAAGCUGAAGAACGCCUCAGCCGGUCAGCUGAGCCAGUCGGCCCACUUCUCCCUCCAGCUGCCCUACACCGUGCUGGGCCUCGGACGCAGCGCCAACUUCCUGGACCACCUGGUGGUGGGCAUCCCUCACAGGCCCGGGGAGAUGGAGUUGAGGAAGAAGGAAUGGACGGCCAUCAUCCCCAACUCUCAGCUCAUUGUCAUCCCUUACCCACACAAUCAACCCAGCAGUUGGACCGCCAAACUGUACCUGACGCCCAGUAACAGCGUGCUGCUGACCGCCAUCGCCCUCAUCGGGGUGUGCGUCUUCAUCCUCGUCAUCAUCGGCAUCCUCCACUGGCAAGAGAAGAAAGCAGACGACCGCGAGAAGAGACAGGAAGCACACCGCUUCCAUUUUGACGCCAUGUGACCCAGCAGUGUUGCAUCAUGGGAGAUUGUCCCCCUUAACUUAGCUCUUUUCCUGCUGUGCCCCUUUCUAUGUGCCCCCUUUUUAUUUGACCCUGCAUUUUGCCCUUUUCUUUGUCUGUUUAUUACUCCUUUUUUAACCCUUAAUGUGGCCCCUUUUCUUCUCCUCUUAAUGUGCCCCCUUUUCUUUUACCCUUAAUGUGCCCCCUUUUCUUCUCCUCUUAAUGCGCCCCCUUUUCUUUUACCCUUAAUGUGCCCCCUUUUCCUUUACCCUUAAUGUGCCCCCUUUUUCAUUUACCCUUAAUGUGCCCCCUUUUCUUCUCCUCUUAAUGUGCCCCCUUUUCUUCUCCUCUUAAUGUGCCCCUUUUCAUUUACCCUUAAUGUGCCCCUUUUCUUCUCCUCUUAAUGUGCCCCCUUUUCCUUUACCCUUAAUGUGCCCCCUUUUCUUCUCCUCUUAAUGUGCCCCUUUUCAUUUACCCUUAAUGUGCCCCUUUUCUUCUCCUCUUAAUGUGCCCCCUUUUCCUUUACCCUUAAUGUGCCCCCUUUUUCAUUUACCCUUAAUGUGCCCCCUUUUCUUUUACCCUUAAUGUGCCCCCUUUUCUUCUCCUCUUAAUGUGCCCCCUUUUCUUUUACCCUUAAUGCGCCCCCUUUUCCUUUACCCUUAAUGUGCCCCCUUUUUCAUUUACCCUUAAUGUGACCCCUUUUCUUUAACCCUUAAUGUUCCCCCUUUUCUUUUACCCUUAAUGUGCCCUCUUUUCUUCUCCUCUUAAUGUGCCCCCUUUUCUUUUACCCUUAACGUGCCCCCUUUUCUUCUCCUCUUAACGUGCCCCCUUUUCUUUUACCCUUAAUGUGCCCCCUUUUUAUUUUACCCUUAAUGUGUCCCCUUUUUCCUUUACCCUUAAUGUGACCCUUUUUCUUCUCCUCUUAAUGUGCCCCCUUUUUAUUUUACCUUUAAUGUGCCCCCUUUUCAUUUACCCUUAAUGUGCCCCCUUUUCUUCUCCUCUUAAUGUGCCCCCUUUUCCUUUACCCUUAAUGUGCCCCCUUUUUCAUUUACCCUUAAUGUGCCCCCUUUUCCUUUACCCUUAAUGUGCCCCCUUUUUCAUUUACCCUUAAUGUUCCCCCUUUUCUUCUCCUCUUAAUGUGCCCCCUUUUCUUUUACCCUUAAUGCGCCCCCUUUUCUUUUACCCUUAAUGUGCCCCCUUUUUCAUUUACCCUUAAUGUGCCCCCUUUUCUUUAACCCUUAAUGUGCCCCCUUUUCAUUUACCCUUAAUGUGCCCCCUUUUCUUUAACCCUUAAUGUGCCCCCUUUUCUUUUACCCUUAAUGUGCCCUCUUUUCUUCUCCUCUUAAUGUGCACCCUUUUCUUUUACCCUUAACGUGCCCCCUUUUCUUCUCCUCUUAAUGUGCACCCUUUUCUUUUACCCUUAAUAUGUCCCCUUUUUCCUUUACCCUUAAUGUGACCCUUUUUCUUCUCCUCUUAAUGUUCCCCCUUUUUAUUUUACCUUUAAUGUGCCCCCUUUUCAUUUACCCUUAAUGUGCCCCCUUUUCUUCUCCUCUUAAUGUGCCCCCUUUUCCUUUACCCUUAAUGUGCCCCCUUUUUCAUUUACCCUUAAUGUGCCCCCUUUUCUUUUACCCUUAAUGUGCCCCCUUUUCUUCUCCUCUUUAUGUGCCCCCUUUUCUUUUACCCUUAAUGCGCCCCCUUUUCCUUUACCCUUAAUGUGUCCCCUUUUCUUUUACCCUUAAUGUACCCCCUUUUCUUUAACCCUUAAUGUGCCCCCUUUUCUUUUACCCUUAAUGUGCCCCAUUUUCUUCUUCUCUUAAUGUUCCCCCUUUUCUUCUCCUCUUAAUGUUCCCCCUUUUCUUCUCCUCUUAAUGUGCCCCCUUUUCUUUUACCCUUAAUGUGUCCCCUUUUCCCUUUACCCUUAAUGUGACCCUUUUUCUUCUCCUCUUAAUGUGCCCCCUUUUUAUUUUACCUUUAAUGUUCCCCCUUUUUCAUUUACCCUUAAUAUGCCCCCUUUUCUUCUCCUCUUAAUGUGCCCCCCUUUAAUGUGCCUCCUUUUGUUUGUCCCUUAAUUUCCCCCCUUUUCUUAGCCCCUUAAUGUGCCCCCCUUUCCCCCAAGUUCCCCCCUAAUUAACCCUCUUUUUCCCCUUUUAUUUCCCUUUAAUGUACCCCCUUUUUCCCCCCUUAAUUUACCCCCUUACACGCCUAAUUUUCCCCUUAUCUCUGCCCCUUAAUGUGCCCCCCAUUUUUUGCCUCCUAAUUACCCCCCUUUUAUUUUACCUUUGAAUUCACCCCUUUUUAACCCCCUUUUGUUUCCCCUUAAUGUACCCCCUUUUCCCCCCAAUUUUUCCCCCUUUUAUUUUGCCCUUGAUGUGACCCCUUUUUUUGUUCAUUAAUUUCCCCCCUUUUCUUUUCCCCUUAAUAUUCCCCCUUUGUUCCCCCCUAAUUUCCCCCUUACUGCGCCCCCCUGACUUGCCUGGUCCCUCCAACAUUCUUAGUCCUUAGUUCUUAGUCCUUAGUUCUUAGUCCGUCUCAUGUUUAGGUUUGGCAUGAAAGUUGGACUCUCGCCACAUCCAAGAUGGCCGACUGCGUGCCUCGCUGGCGUCCAAUCACGUGAUGGAAUGUUCAUCUUUAACAUUUUCUCUCAUCAAACGCCGUUUAAAAAAAGUGUAUUAGUGUCGCCAAGACUUGUGCUCGCAACUUCCUGCUCCUUGCUCACAACUUCCUGCUCCUUGCUCACAACUUCCUGCUCCUUGCUCACAACUUCCUGCUCCUUGGAAGCUGCGAGCGUUCUUGCUUUGUCCCAAAGUUGUUUGGCGACUAAAAUGUCAUAAUAAUAAUUUAUUUCUGUGCUGACCAACUUGUGAAGAAUAAAAAUGGCGACUGU